GUGAGAGUUGCGAGUUCAAGAUAGCCUCAGCCUCUCCCAUCUAGGCUUCUUUCGUCGCGUGCCAGCGUCAACAUCCAGCCGUUCUCACUUCCCUCUGAGAAGAUCAACAGGCUGCCUGCUGUGCCUUGACCUUUUUUUAAUCCUUUGACUCGUUCUCCUCCUGGAGUCUCGCCAUCAUGCCGCCCCCGCCGCACAUCAAGCCUGAGAAUGUUCUCAAGCGCGCCCAAGAACUCAUCGCCGUGGGCCAAACCCCCGCCGCCCUCAAUGUCCUCCACGAACAUGUCACCUCCAAGAGGACCCGCAAUACCCCCAUCGUCUCCCUCGAGCCCUUGAUGAUGCUCUUCGUUGAGCUUUGCGUCGAUCUCCGCAAGGGUAAGGCCGCCAAGGAUGGCCUCUACCAGUACAAGAACAUUGCCCAGAACACCAACGUCGGCAGCAUCGAGAUCGUCCUCAAGAAAUUCAUCGAACUCGCCGAGAAGAAGGUCACCGAGGCCCAGGCCAAGGCCGACGAGAUCCAGUCCUCCCUGGAAUCCGCCGCUCCCUCCACCAACGUCGAGGAUCUCGAGGCCAUCGAGACCCCCGAGACCAUCCUCCUGGCUACCGUCUCCGGUGAGCAGUCCCGCGAUCGCACCGACCGCGCCGUCGUCACCCCCUGGCUCAAGUUCCUCUGGGAGACCUACCGUACCGUCCUCGAGAUCCUCAAGAACAAUGCCCGCCUCGAGGUCAUGUACCAGAGCACCGCUCUCCAGGCCUUCCAGUUCUGCCUCAAGUACGCCCGCAAGACCGAGUUCCGCCGUCUCUGCGAGCUGCUCCGCAACCACGUCCAGAAUGCCGCCAAGUACGCCGCCCAGAUGCACGCCAUCAACCUCAGCGACCCGGACACCCUCCAGCGUCAUCUCGACACCCGCUUCCAGCAGCUCAACGUCGCCGUCGAGCUCGAGCUCUGGCAGGAGGCCUUCCGCUCCAUCGAGGACAUCCACACCCUGCUCUCCCUCAGCAAGCGUCCCGCCAAGAACGUCAUGAUGGCCAACUACUACGAGAAGCUCGCCCGCAUCUUCCUCGUCUCCGAGAACUACCUCUUCCACGCCGCCGCCUUCAGCCGUUACUUCAACCUGCUGCGCCAGUCCGCCGUCGCCCUCGCCGCCGGCCAGGGCUCCCGCAAGGAGAACCCCGCCGUCUCCGAGGCCGAGCUCACCAAGACCGCCUCCUUCGUCCUGCUCUCCGCCCUCGCCAUCCCCGUCAUCAGCACCUCCCGCUCCCGCGGCGCCCUGGUCGACGUCGACGAGGCCCGCAAGAACAAGAACGCCCGUCUCACCAACCUGCUCGGCAUGGCCCAGCCCCCCACCCGCGGCGUUCUCUUCCGUGACGCCCUCAACAAGGGCAUGCUCCAGCGCGCCCGCCCCGAGAUCCGCGAACUCUACAACAUCCUCGAGGUCGACUUCCACCCGCUCUCCAUCUGCAAGAAGAUCAACCCCAUCCUCCAGCAGAUCGGCGCCGACCCCGAGAUGGAGAAGUACGUCCUGCCCCUGCAGCAGGUCAUCCUCACCCGUCUCUUCCAGCAGCUCUCCCAGGUCUACGACUCCGUCGAGCUCAAGUUCGUCUAUGAGCUCGCCCAGUUCCCCGCCCCCUACCAGAUCACCCCGGCCAUGAUCGAGAAGUUCAUCAUGAACGGUUGCAAGAAGGGUGACCUCGCCAUCCGCGUCGAUCACCUCGCCGGCGUCCUCACCUUCGACACCGACAUCUUCUCCUCCGCCAAGGCCCUGCACGCUGGCUCCGCCGCCGGCUCCGCCGAGGCCGAGGUCGGCUCCAUCCAGCGCCUCCAGCACACCCCCGCCGAGAUCGCGCGCAUGCAGCUCACCCGCCUCGCCAAGACCCUGCACGUCUCGUGCAUGUACGUCGACCCGGCCUACCACGAGGCCCGCCUGCAGGCCAAGCGCGCCGCCCACGAGCGCGCCCGCGCCGGGGCCGCCGCCGAGCACGACGACACCCUCGCCCGCCGCCUCGUCAUCGAGCGCCGCCGCGAGGCCGCCACCGACGCCCUGCAGCGCAAGCAGCGCGAGGAGGAGACCCGCAAGCGCAUCCGCACCCAGCAGCUCCAGGAGGCCGAGAAGCAGCGCCUGCUCGACGAGCAGCGCGAGCGCGAGAAGCGCCGCAUCAAGGACGAGCAGGACCGCAUCCGCCAGCAGGAGCUCAAGAAGCAGAUCGAGGAGCUCAAGAGCGGCGUCAAGGGCAUCGACAUCAGCGAGCUCGACCUCGACGAGCUCGACGCCAACCGCCUGCGCGCCAUCAAGCUGGCCUCGCUGGAGAAGGAGAAGAACGAGCUGCAGGACCGCGUCCGCACCACCGCCAAGCGCAUCGACCACCUCGAGCGCGCCUUCCGCCGCGAGGAGCUCAAGCACAUCCCCGAGGACUACGAGCGCCAGCAGCAGCACGACCGCGAGCUGCACGACGCCCAGACCGCCGCCACCCUGCGCGAGGCCGAGGCCCACCACCGCGAGGCCGUCGCCCUCAAGCACCGCCUCGGCCGCCUCGUCCCCACCUUCUCCGGCUUCCGCCAGGAGGUCUCCGAGAAGCGCCACGAGGAGUUUGAGCGCCGCCGCAAGGCCGCCGAGCGCGAGUUCGAGGCCAAGAAGCGCCAGCGCGUCAAGGAGGUCCAGGAGCGCCGCCGCCGCGAGCGCGCCGAGCGCGAGGAGGCCGAGCGCCAGCAGGCCGAGGAGGAGGCCCGCCUCGAGCGCGAGGCCGAGGAGAAGGCCACCCGCGACGCCCAGCGCCGCCAGGAGUUGGCCGAGGAGAAGGUCCGCCGCGAGGAGGAGCGUCGCAAGCUCGACGAGAUCGCCGCCAAGCAGCGCCAGCGCGAGGAGGAGGCCGAACAGCGCCGCCUGGGCCGGGCCUCCGGCGCCCCCGCCCCCGCCGCCGACCACGGAGCGCCCGCCUCGACCGAGCGGGUGGCCCCUCGCCUCAAUCUGGCGCCCCGGACGGGUGGUGCCGGCGCGAGCUGGCGCGAGCGCCAGGCCGCCAAGGAAUCCGCCCCUGCUGCCCCCGCCGAGUCCGAGCCCGCCCGCGCCGCCCCUGCGGCACCCGAGGCCCGUCCGGAGGAGGCCGCCGCGCCGCCCGCGCGCCGCCCCGGUGGCUACGUGCCGCCGCACCUCCGUGGUGCCGGCGGGGCCGCCCCCUCGACGCCCCCUCCCGCCUCCCCGUCGCCGCGUCCCUCUCGCACCGAGACCCCUCCCGCCCCAGAGUCGCGUCCCGCCCCGGAGUCGCGCCCCGCGGCCGGUGGCUCCAAGUGGGUUCCCCGGUGGAAGCAGCAGCAGGACCAGUAAAUCGUCCAUCCGAGCUUUAAUUUAAAGGGACGAACGAGCCAAAAAAAAAACCAAGGAAACGAGAACCAAACGACCGUACAGAGAGGGAAAAGUUAGUUGAAUUUUUCUGAGUCUCUUUUUCAUAGUGUGUGAUCUGAUCUGAUCUUUCAAUCUUUUUCCUUCUUUGUUUUUUUCGUCAAUCUUGAUGUCCUGUCCUACUAUUUUGUUAGCAUUGCCUCAUGCCUCAUUUAGUGUUUCUUUCAUUUUCAUUAUCGUGGUUAUCUAUUUUAUAUUGUUUUUAUUUUCUCCUUGAGUUCAAGUAAGUGGUAUAUAGGAUGUCUAUCUGUCU
Molecule: messenger RNA, 3648 nt
Organism: Aspergillus campestris IBT 28561
Lineage: Eukaryota; Fungi; Ascomycota; Eurotiomycetes; Eurotiales; Aspergillaceae
Gene: tif32
Product: putative eukaryotic translation initiation factor 3 subunit EifCa
Exons: 3
Coding region: 177-3320 (1047 amino acids)
Biological process (GO): formation of cytoplasmic translation initiation complex; translation reinitiation
Cellular component (GO): eukaryotic translation initiation factor 3 complex, eIF3m; eukaryotic translation initiation factor 3 complex, eIF3e; multi-eIF complex
Molecular function (GO): translation initiation factor activity; mRNA binding
Source: RefSeq, a predicted model, not a curated record